AAGUCUGUUCUCCUAGUUUGGGAUGAGCCUGUGUUAACAGCGCCCCUGGGUCGUGCCAGAGGCCUUCCACCUGCCAGUGCCCCCUUCCUUCCACGCCUGCCUCUGCCUAGGGAAAAAAUCAGGAGCCCCGUUUUCGUUGAAACAUGAAAAGCAGAUUCUUGUCAUGGACAAAGAAAGAGACUUAGAUUGCCAUGUUUGUGCAAGUGAUUAAGCCAAAAUAAGGAAAUAAGUCAUGUUCUUUAAAAGUGUAAUGUGUUAAACAAUAGAAUUUUUAAUUCGGGGUAAAAAAAAAUUCGUUAGACCUUAAACACUUUUAACAUAUGGUAUUUUAUCAUGCAUGAGAGGAUAAUUUUAAGCUUUAAAUAUUUUCUUUUGGUCAUAAUUUUUCAUAUGUUUAUACCUUUUUCCAGAAUGAGAUGCAUGUGCAAGCUGUUCUGAGAGACUAUAUGCUUUACUAAAGAUUGCUUGUCAGUGCUUUACCUUUCAUACUUACAUUCAGACCCUAUAGGAAACUUUCUAAUACAUUAAUUUAGCUAGAAUACAGAAUAGUGUUUCCCUUGCUUGGAAAGAUUCAGUUGUGUCAACAGGAAAGAUCACACCCGAAUUAUUAAACUUUAGACUGUUUUCUUGCUUUUAUUUUUUUUUUCAAGUGCUGGGCAUCAAACCCAGGGCCUCACGCAUUAGGCAAGAACUCAUCUAUGUUCCUAGAUCCUAAAUGUCUACUAAGGUCUCAGCAAAUUAUAAACCAAAUCAUGUGCUAAGGAAAGGGAUCCAUAUAUUGUCCAUGUAAGUAGAGAACAGUGUUUUGUUCACUGCAAAUUAAGAUUACCACAUUGAUUUUUGUACCUUGUGGACACUUACAUAGUCCCAUAGGUUGUGGGUCUUCUACUUGGAGUGGGUUCCAAAAGAGACAUUAAGUGUCCUGAAGUUUUGUGAUGUCGUUAACUCAGCAGAUGUUUUGGCACUGUGCUUUGCCGGUCCUUCUCCUGAGGCAUGAACGAUAAAGGCCAGCCUAAGAGCUGGGUGUGUAAGUACACACCCGUAUCCCUAUGCUCUGGGGGCUGAGGCAGGAGGAUAAGAGGUAGAAGCUAGCCUGGGCUACAAAGCAAGUCAAAAAUGAAAUUCUGUCCUGGGCAAUUAUUUCUAAGUGAGUCAACUAGUUCUUGAAAAAUUUUUAUGUCAAUAAUGGCCAAAGUAGAAUAAGGAUAAAUAAUGAGUAUGCUAAAUUGUGGUGCACAUUUCGCAUCCAGACUGUGCUGGGUGUUUUAAUGGUAUUAUUUGAUUCUCACAGUGAUCUUAAAGGUUGUUGUUAUUUUCCGUGUAGCUGAAACAGUUGAAGGCCCAGGUUGCACUGCUAUACAUGGUGAAACGGGAUGAGGAAACUGAGACACAGAUGAUUUGAACUAGGUACUAUCUUCUUGGUAGAACCAGGAGACACAGUUGGAGGGUUCCACUUCAGAAUCUAUACUCGUAACUGCUACACUGUACAGAUCCUUCAAUAAGCUCCAAAAGAUGAGUCGUGGGUAUCCAGAAAACAGUAAUUUCCUGAAUAAUAAUAACCAAAUGGUAUUGGAUAUGAUCCUUUAUCCAUUAAUUGGAAUCCCUCAGACCAUCAACUGGGAAACUGUGGCAAGGCUUGUGCCUGGAUUAACACCCAAAGAGUGUGCAAAACGGUUUGAUGAGCUGAAGAGCAGCGGAAGCUCACCUGUUGACAACCAGUAUAACCCCUUAAUGGUGGCUGGGGAAGGUCCUGUUGAGUCUUUAGCCACUUACAUUAAAUCUUCGCUUCUGGAAACACAAGCAGAUUUUCAAGAGACUCCAGUUGAUCAAGAUACAGUUUCCAAAGCAGGAAGACAUAGUAGAGCUUCCACAAGGAAUUGUUCUUCAGAAAGUGAGAAUUGUACCACUCGUAAUGCUGGCGAAAAGACUGAAGAAUCUGAAGGGCCAAACAUGGUGAUCCACGUGUGUGAUGAAGCAAAAAACUUGAAAGAAGAUUUUAUUUGCCCACGAGAUCUUUUGAUAUCAGAAAUGAAGUACUUUGCUGAAUACUUGUCUAUGGAUGCCCAGCGCUGGGAAGAGGUGGACAUUUCAGUUCAUUGUGAUGUUCACAUUUUCAACUGGUUGAUAAAAUAUGUUAAAAGGAACAUUAAGGAGAAUAAAGAUUGUGAGAUUCCCACUUUAGAGCCAGGAAAUGUCAUUUCAAUUCUUAUUUCUUCAGAGUUCUUGAAGAUGGAUUCAUUAGUUGAACAGUGUAUUCAAUAUUGCCACAGAAAUAUGAAUGCCAUAGUAGCUGCUCCGUGCAACAUGAACUGUAUCAAUGCAAACCUCCUUACACGCAUAGCUGAUCUGUUCACACACAACGAAAUUGAUGACCUAAAAGACAAAAAAGAUAAGUUUAGGAGUAAACUUUUUUGUAAGAAGAUUGAAAGACUGUUUGAUCCUGAGUACUUCAAUCCAGAUUCUCGAAACAAUGCAGCAACAUUAUAUAGAUGCUGUUUGUGUAAGAAACUUUUAACCAGAGAAACAGAAAGAAGAAUUCCUUGCAUCCCUGGAAAAAUCAAUGUGGAUCGACAUGGAAAUAUUGUCUACAUCCACAUAAGAGAUAAAACCUGGGAUGUACAUGAGUAUUUGAAUAGUCUUUUUGAAGAAUUAAAAUCUUGGAGAGAUGUAUACUGGCGCUUGUGGGGAACGAUCAACUGGCUGACUUGUUCAAGGUGUUACCAGGCUUUUCUCUGUAUUGAAUUCUCACAUUGUCAGUAUCACACAGAAAUGGUAGUUUAUUCCACCACAAUAAGUUCACUGAGCACUGUGGGCACUGGAAUUUAUCCCUGCUGUAACCAGAAGGUUCUUCGAUUUGAUCCCACUCAGCUCAAAAAGGGCUGUAAAGUGAGGGACCACAUGGUUAUUCUUCAUGAUCAAGGAGAAACUGAUGAUUUACUUUCUUGUCCAACUGCUAGAAUACUGGACGAUGUACACAAGCACAGAGAUGUCAUUGUUGUGCCUUUUUGUAAAGAUGCAGUGAGUGACCCUGGGCUUGGCUCCUGUGACGAAAAGGGCCUGGAAUAUGACGUUUUACUGGAACCAAAUACACCAUGGGGCCCCAAAACUGGGGAGCUCAAUGCUUUCCUGUCGUUGAAAAACUGGACUCUGCAGUUGAAACAGCAGUCAUUAUUUUCAGAAGAGGAAGAGUACACCACUGGGUCUGAAGUCACUGAAGACGAAGUCGGUGAUGAAGAAGAAGUGGCCAAGAAACAAAGGAAAAGGGAAAAGCCAAAGAAGUUUACUAAGCAACCAAAAAAGCAGCUGUCUUCACCCUGUUCUCAAAAGAAAGAAAAGGCGCUGGAGAAGUCAACUUCUAGAGAUGUGUCUCCUUUCGUUGUGAGCAUGCAGAAGAAUAAGUGGGAUGCCACAAGAUCCUUGAGAUUCAACCAGGAUGCACAAAGAGAAGAUGAUCAGCGGCGGAUGUCUGAAAUUACAGGGCAUCUAAUAAAAAUGAGAUUGGGUGACCUGGACCGAGUCAAGUCAAAGGAAUCAAAAGAAUUUGCAGGAGGUAUUUAUUCUAGGCUUGAAGCGCAAGUCAAAGCCUUGGCCACACCUGGCAGCGCCCGACAGAACAGCUCAGACAAAACCCCCAGGCCAACGAGAUGGCUCAGUGGGUAAAGGCUCCUGCCACCAAUCCUGAUGACCUGAGUUCCAUCCCUGAGACCCACAUAGUGGAAGGAAAGAACAGACUCCUGCAAGUUGUCCUCAGGCCUCUACUCUCGUGCCAUGGCAUACAUGCAUACAUGCAUACACUAAAUAAAAGUAUAAUAAAACAUUUAAAAAAUAAA
This is a messenger RNA of Peromyscus eremicus (cactus mouse), 3830 nucleotides long. RefSeq names its product SANT and BTB domain regulator of CSR (gene Sanbr). The coding region runs from base 1513 to 3660 and encodes 715 amino acids. The transcript has 22 exons. The record is from RefSeq and is a predicted model, not a curated record. NCBI's taxonomy places the organism in Eukaryota, Metazoa, Chordata, Mammalia, Rodentia, Cricetidae.